Messenger RNA from Cherax quadricarinatus, 721 nucleotides. The record is from RefSeq and is a predicted model, not a curated record. NCBI's taxonomy places the organism in Eukaryota, Metazoa, Arthropoda, Malacostraca, Decapoda, Parastacidae.
UGGCAGUGUUUGCUGUCUGAAUAUUAAUGAUGAGUAAGCUUGAGCUUGUGCGCUCAUAAUGAGCUUACUACUUGUUUGAGAUAAACACUUUACCAUGUAUAGGAAAAUAUGAGUUCAUCAAACAGAAAUGGCCCAGCAGGUUGUCAUAGCUCUCACAGGAACUACAAGUAUAGGCGACUAUCAAGUGUUGAAAAAGAUUCCGGAAACUGCUACAUCUCCUGUGAUGAAGAUGACGAAGAGUUAUUCACAUCUCGUGCAACUGAAUUAAAACGUAUUGGUGGUAAAAAUAGCAGCAAUGGAAGUAGUAUUACAACAGCCACUACAGCAAAGCUUUUAUCUGAUUAUGAGCAACUUGUUGAUCGACCCAUACAAAGUGGAGAAACUUUAGCAGGAAUUGCCAUUAAAUAUAGAAUCCCUGUAAGUAAUUGGUUUUAAAUAAUGUACAGUGCUGUACUGUACAUACAUGUACCUUUUAUAUUUAUAAAACUAUUUAUAACUAAUACUGUAUAUAGCUUCAAAUUUUCUUUAGGAAUACCUGUACAAUGAUACCUUGAUUUCAGGGAGUGAGUGUCAGGUAAUGCUGAUUAUCUUUUAAAUGAAAAAAAAAAUGAGAUCGUUUUGCAAUGUUUGUAAUGAUAACAGACAAUUUUCUAACCAUUGGACUUUAUCCAUUGUUGCUGGACAGUACCAUACAUUGUUGGGAAUAAAGUGGUUAAAAGUA